Molecule: messenger RNA, 884 nt
Organism: Aspergillus homomorphus CBS 101889
Lineage: Eukaryota; Fungi; Ascomycota; Eurotiomycetes; Eurotiales; Aspergillaceae
Product: alpha/beta hydrolase
Exons: 2
Coding region: 1-801 (266 amino acids)
Source: RefSeq, a predicted model, not a curated record
AUGCUCAGACCAGCCGUUGUCAUCGUCCCCGGCUCGUGGCACCGACCACAGCAUUACCAGCGCCUGAUCGACGAGUUCGCGAAAGCCAACUACCAAGCUGUAGGCGUGACAAUGCCCUCGGUAGACUCUAGCCCUCCCUCCACCAGCUGGAUCCCAGACGCCGAGGCCGUGCGCAAGGUCAUCCUAAGCUACCUCGACGCCGGGCGUGACGUGAUCACCAUCGCCCAUUCAUUCAGCGGCAUCCCCAUGUCGGAAGCAGUCAAGGGCCUGGGCAAGAGCGCGCGCGAAAAGCAAGGGCUUCAGAGCGGCGUGCUCCACUUGAUGUAUAUGUGCGCCAUGGCGCUUCCCGAAGGCCAAAACCACAUCGGACAAGUGAAGCCCCAGACACCGGAAGAGGAGGAGCUCGAACGGCAACGGCAGGAAUACUUGGCCGAGCAUGGCGGCAUGCGCUUCACUGAGGGGGGUGAUGGAGCGAUGAUUCUGGAUGGCAAUGCAAUCCGAGAGGUCUUUUAUAACCGGUGCGACCCUGCCGAUGUGGACGAAGCGGUUGGGCUGCUGGGCUCGUACCCCGUGGGCCCGUUGUCCGUGCCGGUGACUUACACGGCAUAUUGCGAGAUUCCCAGUACGUAUAUCGUCUGCGAGAACGAUCGGGCCUUGCCGUCAUUGGUGCAGGAACGGAUGAUUGCGCAGAGUGAAGGGGCGCUGAAGGUUGAACGGUGCCAGGAAGGUCACUCGCCGUUCUUGAGCGAUCCGCGCUUCAUCGUGGACUGCGUUCGCAGGGCUGCUGGGGAGAAUGUCUAGGCUAUUCCGCGCCAUGGUCCUUGUCUGUAUAUCAGAAUGUAUAAUAAUACCCCGCUCCUCAGGCUGGAUAAUGGGUUAAAUUG